GAAGGAAGGAGGUGUUGGUUGUGGUUUCAGAUUCCUGUGACUGUAAAAUACAGGCUCCCUGGAAUUUGAUACGUAAUGCAAUUAAACUGUUGUUGGAUUUAUAGUUACAUGUGCAUUUCCUGCUGUGACAAGUCCAAGUGUCUGCUGUUUAAUAACAUAGGUCUACUGUUUCCUUAGGGUGGAAAGGAGGAUUAAGUGUUUUGGAGAUACCAGGAACUACAAGUCAUUUAUAGUUGAUACAAGGAGUUAAGAGUAAGGAAACAGCAACAUGGAGAAACCCCCGCCGACCUCUGAGGAGUCGCUUUCUCAUGGGACGUAAAACGUUUUUUCUCAGUGCAUCAGAGACACAGGCGGGCAGACAGGAAGAGGACGUUAUGGACUGACUGAGCACAUGUGAACGGAUGAGUCACGUAUGAGUGAUAGAUGAUGUAACAGCGUCUGGGACGCUCCUCUUUCACACCAUGGAGAUGAUUGCUGCAGCAGAGAGGGGGAAAGUGCUUUUUUAGACGCUUGUGACCUUCAUAUAUUUAUUUUGCCAAUGACAAAACAAUCGCAGGCGGUGGAGAGGCAAUGACCUAAUUCAGAUUAAAUGACCUCAUACCGAUAAGUAGUCCGCCUCCUCGCCGGGUGAUGGAACAUAAUCACAAAUGGACUCUUAUCAUAGAUGCUGGAGAGUGUGAGGUUACUUGAUAUUCUCCGUGUGGAUGUGUGUGUGGGUUUGUGUGUGGUGAGGUUUGAUGCUACAUACAGCUAUGUUGCGGCGUGGACUUCUAACCUGGGUCUCCCGUGUUGGGGGUGCGCUGGUGCUCCUCUGCUGCUCCCUGUCACUGCUCUACGUGAUGACCUGCAGCCCCCCACACUCCGAUGACCCGCCACUGAGUCAUGCGUUACCCCGCGCUGGAUCAAAUCACCCCAGCCUGGGGGGCACAGGACCGGGAGUGGGAGUGGGGGCCGGUGGGACAGGAGGAGCCGGAGUGGGGCCUGCUCAAAGCGGAGGAUCAGCGAGUGUCCAGUCGUACCAGGUGCUCCUCCAAGAGCGUGAGGAGCAGCACCGACACCACAUCUCCUCCCUGAAGAAAGAGAUUGCACAGCUGAAGGAGGCUUUGCAGGAGCGCAGCCAGCAGCUGAAAGGAGUGCAGGAGAGCCUGAAGAGAGGAGGCCCCGCAGAGGGACCGGAAACUGGGGUCGGCUCCCAGGGAGGCGGCCUCGGAGAGACUCAAGGAGCCAAGAGCCAGCAGGCCGAUCUCCAGGACUUCCUGAGGAGCCAGCUCUCAAAGGCUGAGGUGACUGCCGGCAUCCGGCUGCCCAGCGAGUAUGCGGUGGUGCCAUUUGAGAGUUUCACGCUGCAGAGGGUGUACCAGCUGGAGAUGGGCCUGACACGUCACCCUGAGGAGAAGCCGGUGAGGAAGGACAAGAGGGAGGAGCUGGGGGACGUGCUGGAGACGGCCCUGCACAGCCUCAACGCACCCCCAUCCCAGGACGCCCGGGGUGCAGCAGAGAAGACGCAAAGUAGCAAAGUUUACGCACCGUCCGACUUCAUAGAAGGUAUCACUCGCACGGAGAGGGACAAAGGGACGCUGUACGAGCUGACCUUCAGAGGGGAGUCGAGUAAUGAAUUCAGACGCCUGGUCCUGUUCCGUCCCUUUGGACCGCUGAUGAAAGUGAAAAACGAGAGGGUGGACACAUCAAACGUCCCCAUCAACAUCGUCGUCCCGCUGUCCCGGCGCACAGACAAGUUCAAACAGUUCAUGCAGAACUUCAGGGAGGUGUGUGUGCGGCAGGACGGCCGAGUCCAUCUGACGGUGGUGUAUUUUGGGAAGGAGCAGAUGAGCGAAGUCCGCAGCACUCUGGAGAACACGUCCAGGGAGGUGAACUUUAAGAACUUCACUCUGCUGCAGCUGGACGAGGAGUUUUCUCGGGGUCGAGGUCUGGACGUCGGGGCGCGGGCCUGGAAGGGAGGCAACGUGCUGCUCUUCUUCUGCGACGUGGACAUCUACUUCACCGCCGACUUCCUCAACAGCUGCCGACUCAACACACAACCCGGUAAAAAGGUUUUCUACCCAGUGUUAUUCAGCCAGUACAACCCCACUCUGAUCUAUGGAAGCCCUGAACACGUCCCAACUGUGGAGCAGCAGCUGGUGAUCAAGAAGGACACGGGGUUCUGGAGGGAUUUCGGCUUCGGCAUGACCUGCCAGUACCGCUCCGACUUCAUUAACAUAGGAGGCUUUGACAUCGACAUCAAAGGCUGGGGAGGUGAGGACGUCCACCUCUACAGGAAGUACCUCCACAGCAACCUCCUGGUGGUGCGGGCGCCGUCCCGGGGCCUGUUCCACCUGUGGCACGAGAAGCAGUGUGCCGAUGAGCUCCCGCCGGACCAGUACCGCAUGUGCAUGCAGUCCAAGGCCAUGAACGAGGCCUCGCACGGCCAGCUGGGGAUGCUGUUCUUCAGGCAGGAGAUCGAGGCCCACCUCCGCAAACAGAAGCAGCAGCAGCAGAACUCCAACCCCAAGAAGACAUGAAGACUCACAAGUGGUGGAGUUAGAAUCACUGCAAUGACGGCAAUCGGUUGGAAGUGAGGAAACAAAUAGCUGACAUGAACUACGUACGAUUUUAAAGGAGUAGUUCAACUGUUUUCAAGGGAUUACGCUUAUUUGCUUUCUUUUCAAAGAUUUCACUCUCAUCUGUGUACACAAAAUAUGGAGCUGGAGUCAGCAGGUGACUAGCUUAGCUUAGCAUAAAGACUGGAAAUAGAGGGACACAGCUAGCUGGCCCGGUCUAACGAUGAAAUAACCUUCGUAUUAAGGACGAUUUCAAGUUAAAGUAUCUCUAGCACAUUUCGUGAAGACGUUUCACCGGGUUUCUUCAGUUCCAACUGACUAAUGGGAGUCCCAGGUAUUUACCUUGUCGGGUUGUUAGGAGUCCUUGAGGUUACCUGACAGGCUGGACUCGCCCUGCUGAUGGUUUUGUUGGGAGUCGUCUGCAAGUCGUUGAGAGUCGUUGACCCACCCGCCCCCUGUGAGACAUGUGUCCUAAGGUGUGAAUUGUGGUGAAACUUCCUGGGAAUGGAAGUCAAGACUCUGUUGUAUAUGGCUACUGUACUACCACAGUCUUACACCUCCUCUGUUCAGAGACAGUUUCUCUAGUUUGACGUAAAUGGCUUCCUUCACUCCUCUUUCAAACUGCCCUGGACAAAAUGUGGACAUGGUUGUCUUCAAAUGAAUGUCCGCUGUCCCUUAGAUGUAGGUACACUACUGAGUCCUGACCUGAGGAGCUGGCUCUCCUGUGCUGUGCCAUGCGUUUGUGAAGGGGCUUUGAGUUUCCCCAGUGUACAGGUCUGUGCAUUCCUCACUACAUUCAACUGCAUGCACUACAUUGCUCUGCUCAUGUCUGGGUGUUUUGUCUUUGGACCAGUUUCUGCCUCAGUGUGUUGGUGGGCUUGAAAUGUUCUGGGAUGUGGUGUUUGUUGAAAAUCCUCCUUCAGAUACUCCAGCAACAUAAGGGAUCACAACGUGGUGAUAUUAUAUAAAUAAAUGGCCCGUCUGUUAUACAGUUAUACAAUAUAUCACAUAUACAUUAUUCAUUUGCAUUAUUUUUAAGCAACAUUAUAUUGCUAAAUUGGUUUCAGAUGGAAGAAAUUUUACAUUUAACAACUUUAUAAAACGCUAAAAAUAUUUCCUUUAAAUUUAAAUAGUGUUCUUCUUCAUGGAUCAGUCAAUAGGUGGCAAAUGAUUUUCUGUAAUUUGGCCGAUUCCUUACCUGACUGAAUUAUUUCAGCUUUACCUGUGUACUUUGUUGUGUGCUGCAGUUUAAUCAAUCAACAAAACAUGUUUAAAAGCAUCAUCAUAAAUAUGUAAAGUAUUCAAAAAGUCCAAUCUGUACCUGUUAUCUGUAUAACAGGUUAAUGAGGAUCUUUCUGAGUAUCUGUUACUCAUAAAGCUGUUAAUUCAUGCAUUUUCUCUUUGAAAUGUAGUGGAGUGGAGGUAUAAGUGGCAUAAAGGAAAAUACUGAGGUAUACUACAUGUACACAAGUUUUAAUAAGUAGAGUACACAGUAAUUGAGUAAAUAAGCUUAGUUACAUUCCAUCUCUGCAAGUUAAAAGGCCGCUCGCUUUAUCUUCACAUUUUGUGUCCAGGCCUGAGUGAAGAAUCACUCAACGAGCAAAACUUUCUCAAAGAGUGAGAAUAAGUAUAUUUACCAAAAUAUCAAACUAUUCCCUAAAUGAAAAAUGUGAAGACUUUUGAACGGAUGGAGAUCAUGUUGCUCUGUUGUAGCUGUGGAUGGGCAAUGUGACGGCACUAGUGGGCUCAAUAACAGUGAGAGAGCCAUUAAUCAACAGCUUCUAUUAACAUCUAAACUACUGCAGUACUCUGAUCUUGUCCGAUCAGCCAUCUGUACUUUCAUCUGCGUUUGUGUUUUCCUGUGUAACUGCAGCAGGUGUUUUCAGAGAGAAAACACAGGGCCUGAACUUUGAGCUGGAACAUUUCUGAACCAUGUGCCUUGUGUAGAGAAAAAACCUGAACACUGUCUCGUCAAUACAGGUUUUUAUAUGUAGGGAAAGAGAACCACCUAGUGGACUGAAUAUGAAAAUGAAUAGCAUGUAGGUUAAACAAUGAAGGACUUCUUCAAAGCCUGCAAUGGCCUUGUAAAGCUUUUUAUAAAUUAUUGAUCAGUUAUUUCUAUUUAUGUUUGUUAUUAUCUUGUGUAUGUCACCAUUUAUACGAUUCCGUUUGUCUCAUUUCAAAUGCAGUAUUGUGUGUAUGUGCCAUUCAUCUUUUUUAAUUAGGUGAGAGUUGGAGUUAAAGUUAAAGGAAAACAUGCCAUAAAUUGCAUUAUCUCUAGGUAUUUGUCCGUAAAAUGACUUUUUUCUCUAAAGCCUACUGAGUAUAAGGUGUAUGUGUGUAUGUGAGUGCCCUUAAUAUUAUUACACAUGACCUAGUUGUGUUUUUGUCACAUAAUUAACUAGUGCACACGUAAUGGAUGGAUAAAGGACGAAUAAAGGACUGACAGUAAUACUGAUCACUGUCAUGAUGCUGACGGCGACUUAACAAGUCAGAGUGAGACUUUUGAGUGUCAUGUUUUUGUUUCUCAUUUCAUAAGUAAAGUCUAGAGUGCAAUAAUGAAAGAGAAAAUGUGAUGUUUUAUGUAUUGCCACCAAACUUCAGCUGCCUCGUGGCGGCUUAUAUUUAAUUAGUUUUAUUAUACUCACACAUAAUUAAAUCGCCAGCACUUCUGAAAUCAAAACAAUCAUGUAACAAUGUAUUUUUGGUGUUUGACCAAAGAUGUGAAAAAGGCACUUUUUUGGUUUUAUUGAAACAUUCCUUGUAAUAAUACAUCAAAAACCUUGACAUGUCAAUGUUAUCUUUUUCAUUUAAUGUAAAUUAGUUGAAUAAAAUAUUUGUGUAUUGUA
Messenger RNA from Pleuronectes platessa (European plaice), 5407 nucleotides. RefSeq names its product chondroitin sulfate N-acetylgalactosaminyltransferase 1a (gene csgalnact1a). The transcript is spliced from 8 exons. Gene Ontology annotation, molecular function: glucuronosyl-N-acetylgalactosaminyl-proteoglycan 4-beta-N-acetylgalactosaminyltransferase activity. Bases 738 to 2519 code for a protein of 593 amino acids. Lineage: Eukaryota; Metazoa; Chordata; Actinopteri; Pleuronectiformes; Pleuronectidae. Gene Ontology annotation, cellular component: Golgi cisterna membrane. The record is from RefSeq and is a predicted model, not a curated record.